CUCAACAACAACCACCUGCUUUGGUAACCUAACUGGAAUGUCCUCCUUUUGGUUCAUUUUGAUCAAAUGUUAUGCCAAGUUAAGAUGAUAUGAUGAAAUUAUGUUUUUACCCCCCAAAAUGGCAUUGAGGCAAUCUGCUUCGAAAUGAGGUUACAUUGUUUCCUGUUUGUAACUGAAAAGCAGCAAGUUUUCAAAGCGCAGUGAAAGCAGAGAGGGAGCAGAGGCGGAGUAAAAAUAGACAGUGUAGUACACCUCACCGACGGAGCGCAGUGAUGCCCCAUACAAUGAGGAAAACUGAGACAACGAGACAACCAGCUUAGUUAAGGACAAUGGGACAAAUGGAAGUAGCCCUGACACUCGUGUCUCUGGCCUUGCUCAUCUCUGUGUGUCUGAAUAUCAUCUUCUGCUACAGACAAAGACACAUGUCAUGUAAAGAACCACAUAACUGCUGCCAACCACACGGUUCGGAAGAAGAAACCCUGUCACAAAUCGAAGGGCAACAUUUUGGUAACGUCAGACAUCAAGAGGAGCAGGAAAAUCCCCACAAUCAUCAUGAGCGACAGGAAAAUCCAAUCUAUGGCAACAUCAGCACAGAAAGACGUGGUUCUUCAGAGGUUUGCUACGAGACGAUGUCCAUGCAGCGCACUAGAGAUUGUCUUAAGCCUCCGGAGUCUGACCUGAAUUACGCCUCGCUGGAUCUGAAGAUCGCAAAGAAUCGCAAGAAAAACAGACACAUGCAAGGCCAGGCACAAGGACGCCACAAGAAACACGAUUCGCUGGCAGAGCACCCGACGUCUCCCUUGAACGCCUUCUUAGAGGUGGACACGGAAGUGGACGCUCACCUGCCAUCCAGAGACACCAGUGUCAUGGUCUCACACAGCAGCAUCUAUCUCAACAGUCAACAGAUAGCCCAGGAGGCAGAGGAGAUGGAAAGAGAGAGAGGCAUCAACAUGGACAAGGACAAUGUGGGAUGGGAUGGCUUACAGGAGAGCGAGGAAGGACGGAGAAGAGAUUGGGAUGAAGAUCAAGAAAGUGAGGACAGAAAAGACGAUUGCGAUAAUCGCAAUGGGAAUAUAUGUAUAGAGCUUUCAGAGGUAGAAAAUACUCAGAGCUGCUCAGAUCAAGUCACUGACAGCUUUGGCCAUGAUUGUGUCUAACUAUAUAUUUAAGUAUUAUAUUACUUUUCUCAAACUUUUCAACUUGUACUCUAGAAAAAUGUGAAACUAUUUUCAUAUUUUUAGAGCAAAAAACUAUCAUCUUCAGUUUUCUCCACGCUUCGCAGAGUUGAGCAAUUUCCUCCUUGACACAGACAAUCUACCUCUUAAAGUCUCCAUAUUGAGCAACAGGAACAUAACUAUGCUUUCUCUGUAAUAAACUACUUUAAAAAAAGAAAGAGGAAAUUCUGCGUGACAUUUAGAGGUCAAGAACCAUGUGGAAAGUGCAGAUUGUUGUGAAACGCAGGGAAAAGAUUGAAUCAUCACAGGACACAGAGGAACUUUCACUCCUUUGAUGUCUCUUAUUCGUCCAUCAGAAGAUGUCUCAUAAAAAAGUAUGAAGGCAGAAAAAAAAAAAAAAAGCAUUUCUGUUUUCCAUGGUGUGGGCGAUUGUAGUUUGAAUAACUGCACCUUCCUGUUCCACGGGCAAACCAACUUUUAAAUCAUUCUAAAAAAAUUAAGCUAACAGUAUAGAAAUUGGAAGCAAACACAUAAUGAUGACAAUAAAUAGCAGUUUGCUUUUUUAUCUUCCCCACGGGGAGAAUUGUCACACUGUUUAAACUGCAAAUGUCACCCACGGUGGAUUUUCCCUGUCAAAGCUGUGACAAAAGGUCAUUAUGUUUACAGUCUGAGCUAAUGCUCCAGCUGUUUAAAUGAAUGUCUUCCUCUCUGUGAUCCCCAAUUUGCGGAGUAAUUUACUGCCCUGGUGUCUACUGACAGCAAAAGCUCGAAGGUGAAAUCAGCACUCACACGCCUUUAAGCACAUUGUCUGUUGACAGUUUUUCAAAGCAUAAGAGCCUAUUUCACACUUACGAAUUAUAUGUGACCCCUAAGCAUUAUGGAUAGACAGAAAGCUACAAAGAAACGCAAUCACAAGUAAAAGUUCCCUUUUCAUAAAAGUCACCCUUUUGCGUGGAAAAUUUUGAUUCAAUGUCUUGUAAAGGGAUUCACAUCCUCUGAACUCCAAGAUAUUUUAUUCCAACUGCAAAUUUAAAUUCAUUUCUUAUUCAAGAUUGAUUUUAUAUGAUAAAGAUAAACCUGCAGAAACUAGCCCACAAUUGUGAAUCCAAACGUAUUCAUGGUUUUCAAAAUUUUAAGCAAAAAAUACUCUUAAGAUAUGUUCAGUAUUUGGAUUCACAACUCUUUACUCUGAUGCACUUUAACAAAACGUAAGCCAACCAACUGACUGCUUUCAAAACCAACAAAUAGAAUGUCUUACAUGUAAAAGUCAAUCGCAAAAUAAGUCUACGUGUUUUGUUUCUCAGAGGUUUGUGAGAAUAUUACCACAACGCAUCAGAAAGACCAAGAACCGCAGCGCACAGGUCCGAGAUAUACUAAUAGUUAGAGAGACGAGUAUGUCACAACUGCAAAUCUACCAGCACAUGUCGAA
Molecule: messenger RNA, 2604 nt
Organism: Poecilia reticulata (guppy)
Lineage: Eukaryota; Metazoa; Chordata; Actinopteri; Cyprinodontiformes; Poeciliidae
Source: RefSeq, a predicted model, not a curated record